AUGGCUGCUCAGAUUGACCCAGAGAGUCUACAGAGGAGCACAGAGCAGACUCCGCUGCUUGCAGACCAACCUUCGGACCCUGCGAGAGAUGAGGCCGAUAACGAAGCCGAGCCGGAGCCGACACCGGAAAGGAGACCGAAGAGUUGGUACGCGUGGCGGAUUUUCUGGGCUCUGCUCGCUAUAGUCAUUCUUUCCGUCUUUAUCAAAGGAUGGGUUGAUUCGGAUAGCAAAGAGUUUGAUCUUAAGAAAGCCCUCAAGAGAGCGCUUGGGGGUGGUCUCAGCGGUGCAGCAGCUAUGGUGUUGCAGGUGCUGCUUCUCAUGCCUCUACGAACUAUCAUGAACUAUCAGUACCGCCAUGGCACGUCCUUCACAGUCGCCACACGCACGCUUUACACUGACGGUGGAAUCCGACGAUAUUACCAGGGUAUUGCGCCUGCUUUGUUUCAAGGCCCCAUUUCAAGAUUCGGAGACACAGCAGCCAACGCUGGCAUUCUUGCUUUGCUCCAAUCAAACCCUUACCUCAAAGAUCUCCCCUCGCCAAUCAAGACCAUUUUUGCUUCUCUAUGUGCUGCGGCCUUUCGAAUGAUUCUCACGCCUGUCGAUACCUUGAAGACUACUCUUCAAGCUCAAGGUGCUCGUGGAACAGCCAUCCUCAGACGGCGUAUAAAAACAAACGGUAUCGGCAGCCUAUGGUGGGGUGCCUUUGCUACCGCCGCUGCAACGUUUGUGGGACACUACCCUUGGUUUGCUACGUACAAUUAUCUGUCAGAGGCUAUCACCGAACCCCCAAGACACCCCCUUGUCUGGUGGCUUCUCCGUCUAGCUUUCAUCGGCUUUUGCGCCUCGAUCGUAUCGGACUCUAUUUCCAACUCACUCAGGGUUGUCAAGACAUAUCGCCAGGUCAAUGACACCAAAAUCUCAUACUCGGAAGCGGCACGUGCUGUCGUCGUCCAAGAUGGCAUUUUCGGCCUCCUGGGACGAGGACUCAAGACCCGCAUCUUGGCCAAUGGUUUGCAGGGCAUUCUAUUCUCCAUUCUUUGGAAGUUAUUCUUGGAUCUGUGGGAAAAGAGAACCUAG
Molecule: messenger RNA, 1077 nt
Organism: Fusarium sp. VM40
Lineage: Eukaryota; Fungi; Ascomycota; Sordariomycetes; Hypocreales; Nectriaceae
Source: the annotation of a GenBank genome assembly